AUGGGACGGGAUAUCCCGGGAUUUUUUUAUGACGCCGAGAAGAAUAAGUAUUUCAAAAUCCAAGCCAAUCAUGUUGCACCUCCUGGCGCUCAGUACUCGAAGGAGUCUGUUAAGAAAAGGCGCAUAGAACAAGAGCAUCACCAAAAGAGAGUCAAUCUCAAUGAACGAAUGUCUCGAGAAAGGAUUCAAAAGGCCAGCUUCCUCAACCAUUCCUUAAUCGACGUUGGACAAGAACUCGGCCUACACGCCUUGUCCCCAGGUGCGAGAGAGGAGCAAAGAGUCCGCACAUAUGCAAACCAGUUACAUCGCAAAAGGCUCCAUAAGUUUGAUCCUUGGCCAGAUGGUUUUCUCAUCCGGCAUAUAUUGCGGACCCCGGAGUCAGGGAUCUUAAUCGCCGGCGGGCACUAUGGCGGCGAGUCGUCUCUUUCGACAACAAUGGACAGCGGCCCAAAUGGAGACUCAUUUAUUACACCCCAGAAGAUGCCCGACAGUGAUGAUUGCGAGGACCAUGGUUGGCCUCCUUAUUUUCCACAUAAUAUCCGAAUCCGUACCACUCCUUCACUCUGGGGCUCUGCGGCGUGUCCGUCUGGGCCGAAAGCGCUCUUUGCCAUCGGCACUUCAGAUGGCCUUCAUACCCUUGAGGGCUUAGAGAGUCGCUGGACACUGUCUCAGAAGCCGUUUCCUGACGACUUCCACCCGCCAGGUGACUCUUCCCAUGCAAACGUCACCGCCGUUGAGUGGUUGUCCUCAAACAUCAUUGCAUCGGGGUUGAAAGACUCUACCAUUUUCCUGCAUGACCUGCGUAGCGGUGGCAGUGCUUCGCGAAUACAACAUACUCACUCUGUAUUCAAGAUCCGGAAGAUCGAUCCGUACCGGCUCGUUGUUGCAGGAAUUCAAUCGCUUCAAAUGUACGACGUCCGCUAUGCUCCGAACGGCCUCCAGCACAAACCCAACCCAAUCUCCUGCUCCCAUGCUUCUACCCGACCAUAUCUCACCUUUCCGGGGUACACACCCCAUGUAAUCCCCGAAUUUGAUUGGCUGCGAGUCGACUCGAUAUCGUCCGCAGACGCCUAG
Messenger RNA from Penicillium alfredii, 1074 nucleotides. RefSeq lists its product as uncharacterized. Bases 1 to 1074 code for a protein of 357 amino acids. Gene Ontology annotation, cellular component: Cul4-RING E3 ubiquitin ligase complex. The record is from RefSeq and is a predicted model, not a curated record. Gene Ontology annotation, molecular function: protein binding. The transcript is spliced from 8 exons. Lineage: Eukaryota; Fungi; Ascomycota; Eurotiomycetes; Eurotiales; Aspergillaceae.